Molecule: messenger RNA, 6036 nt
Organism: Choloepus didactylus (southern two-toed sloth)
Lineage: Eukaryota; Metazoa; Chordata; Mammalia; Pilosa; Megalonychidae
Gene: FOXN2
Product: forkhead box N2
Exons: 6
Coding region: 750-2069 (439 amino acids)
Biological process (GO): regulation of DNA-templated transcription
Cellular component (GO): nucleus
Molecular function (GO): cis-regulatory region sequence-specific DNA binding; DNA-binding transcription factor activity
Source: RefSeq, a predicted model, not a curated record
CUGGGGCCGCGUGUGGGCUCCUGGCGGGUCUCCAACUGAGACGAGUGUGGCCCCGAAAAGAGUUAGGAGUUUUUCUUGAAAGGUAUUGAACGCCCAGCAGGGGAUGUCGUGUGGCGGAAACCGCGACGAGAGGUGCCGGCUCUCAAGGAAGGUUUUGAGGCGGCCCCGAGGACGAUUAGGGCUCCACUCGGGGGAAAUCUGCUGUUAGAGGAAGUCCCCAAGCCCCUCGGGAGUCCCUGCAACGCCCUCUCCCCCGACUUGAAGUAGAGUGAGACGUGCAGGGCGUGGGGCGCUCGUCCAAACCCUGGCGGGACGCGCUGGGCCCGGCGAAGUAGUACCCGGGCGGCGCCGGGCGCGGCCAAGAUUGAACUUCGGACAGCCGGGCUGCUGGGGUGGGCUGGGCGGGUCCCGGAUAUGGGGGUGGUCGACCCCGGCACCGUCUCGCCCCUCCCCCGGCAGGCGUCCCAGGGGCCUCCGAGGGUGGCUGUCUUGGUGGUUUGGGAGUUAGUAUUUCAGCGCUGCAAUAUGGACACUUCCUGUUUGCCGCCUCCUUUGGGGCCGUGGUUAGCGCUGCCCUUCAGUCCUCUCCUUUUAGGCAGGAUGAGCGGUCUGCCGUAAAAGCCAGGUAGAAGGAGAUCGUGAGGGCGUAUGGGAGGCCCUUCACCCUUCUGAGUUCCAGCAGCAUGCCUGGAAUCCAGGAAGACGGUGCGAGUCCGGGGAAAGCGGCCAUGUGCGAAUUGUAAGAGUAAAUGGGUCCAGUAAUUGGAAUGACUUCAGAUAAGAGAGCUGAAACCCCAGGAGCUGAAAAAAUUGCAGGAUUAAGCCUGAUUUACAAAAUGGGAAGCUUGCCUGAAGCUGUUGAUGCUGCUAGGCCAAAGGCCACUCUAGUGGACAGUGAGUCAGCAGAUGAUGAACUCACAAAUUUGAACUGGCUUCAUGAAAGUACUAAUCUUCUAACAAACUUCAGCCUUGGAAGUGAGGGUCUUCCUAUUGUAUGUCCAUUGUAUGACAUAGAGGGAGAUGAUGUGCCAUCCUUUGAACCAUCUUGCUACCAGAAACCAGAAAAAAAAUCAGCAACUUCAAAGCCUCCUUACUCCUUUAGUCUUCUCAUUUAUAUGGCUAUUGAACACUCUCCAAAUAAAUGUUUACCUGUCAAAGAAAUUUAUAGCUGGAUUCUGGACCGCUUCCCAUAUUUUGCUACUGCACCAACAGGCUGGAAGAAUUCUGUUCGACAUAAUCUGUCCCUGAAUAAAUGUUUUCAGAAAGUGGAAAGAAGCCAUGGAAAGGUUAAUGGAAAAGGUUCAUUAUGGUGUGUGGAUCCAGAAUAUAAACCGAAUCUUGUGCAGGCACUGAAGAAGCAACCUUUUUCCUCAGCAUUAACAUUUUACACUCCUCCUGCAUCUCCACAAACUGGCUCUUUAUCACCUCACUACUUAAAUUCUGUACUAAAGCAGAACCAAGUGCGAACCCUCAAAGAGUCUGAUAUUGAUGCUGCCACUGCAAUGAUGCUUUUAAAUACUUCUAUUGAACAAGGAAUUUUAGAAUGUGAGAAGCCUCUUCCUCUUAAAACAGCACUGCAGAAAAAGAGGAGUUAUAGCAGUGCAUUUAAUCAUCCCAGUGCUAUGCAUUUACAAGAUAGUGAUUCUUUAGCCACCAGCAUUGAUCCAAAGGAAGAUCACAAUUACAGUGCGAGUAGCAUGGCUGCACAGCGUUGCGCAUCCAGGUCUAGCGUGUCUUCCCUGUCUUCUGUGGAUGAGGUAUAUGAAUUUAUUCCAAAGAGUAGCCACGUGGGAAGUGAUGGCAGUGAAGGAUUUCAUAGUGAAGAAGAUACAGACGUUGAUUACGAAGAUGAUCCUCUUGGAGACAGUGGCUACGUAUCACAGGCUUGUGCAGAUACCUCUGAAAAAGGGCAGCCAGGCAAAAAGAUGCGAAAACAGUCAUGUCAAGAAAUUGAUGAGGAGCUCAAAGAGGCAGCUGGAUCUCUACUCCACCUUGCUGGAAUUCGUACGUGUCUGGGUUCUCUAAUAAGUACUGCAAAGACACAAAAUCUGAAGCAGCGAAAAAAAUAGAAAUACUUUCUAGUGUGAAAUUAUUAAAGUGUGGCAAUAUUCUUCUACAUUAUUCUUUACAAGGGAUAUCAAAGCCAUAAUGGAUUUCUUUAGUUUGGGGGUGGGGGAGGGGUGCUAAUUACUUGUUUCUUUCAAAACAUUUUUGUUUUAUUUUUAUUAAAUAGUUGCUGUUAGGAUCAUGUCCAAUCAUAAACAUAUGAUGUGAAGUCCUAAAAGCCUAGUUUUUGUGAUAAGUGUCUCCAAGAUUUGGGAAUUUUUAUAUAAGAAAAUCCCCAGCCUCUGUCUUAAAAUUGUAGGAAAAAUCUUUUCUUUUAUUAAUGUCAAAAUGUGAGAAUUAGCAACUCUUUAAGUCUUUUCAUUUUGUUUUUCCAAUCUGUAAUUAAUGAUAGUCAGUGAUCCAGCUAAAAUUUUUGCUGAUAUCUUUCUCAAAUACUCCCCUGACACACGUGAUCCAGUAAGAUAAGAUGCGGAUUUUUAUUUUGUCUUAGUUUUUAUUUUAAUUAUUUUUUUGUUGAGGCAUGAACAAAGUCAGUAUAAGUUGGAAAAAAUCCUAGAUGUACAGAAAGUUCUUUUUGGUUUAGAUAAAGAAUACAACAAAGAGUUCUACGAUUUAGAAAAUGCAAUUUGUGAUGUAAUUUUUAUCUAAGACCACUCCAAUUCCUAUUACAAUGUUAUCUUUGAAUUUUUUUUACUUCACAGAUACUACGUAGCAUUUAUUGGGGCCCUUUGUUCUUUCCCAAAGUUCUUUACAACCACUGUUUUACGUUUUAGGCACUGGCUGUCAUUGUUCAGUAGAAACUGUCCAGUGAAAGGAGAUAGCCAUGGAGUGUAUUUAUGGAGUAACACCCAUUUUGACAAUUCAUUUUUGCAGUAACAGAAUCUUUCAUUUGCUCGUUAAAUGUACUGCAUUCUAAGACUCUUGGAAUGGAGUAUAAUCUAAAAUAAACAUUUUGAAUGCUUAUUACUUUUGUCCUCAUAAAUAAAAGUAAUUCAUUUAGGAAAAAAACUUCUCUCCAAGCUUUAUGUGAAUUAAAUUUGUAUGUAUACCUAAUUACAAUGGAUUUAACAAAACUGUAGAGACAAUACCUUCAUGGAGUUCAAAAUUCAUAUAAAAUUAAAUCAUAUGCAAUGCAUUUUGGGGGGAGAUAGUGUAAUACCUAUAUGUGCCAUUAAUCCUUGUUAAAAGAUUGUAUAUUACUGUUUCAAAAGUGCAUUGACUGAGGUGUUUUAAGUAUUUGGACAAAUCUACUUGUGUAAAAUAUGUUCUCAUAAUUUCAUUUGUAUAGUUUCACUAUAUUAGUUAGAAAGAACAGGGAAUAUUAGUAAAACUAAACAAUUUUAUAUUUUUCUGCUGUGAUGGAAGCAAGUUUCUUAAAGUCUUACCUCAUGCUACACCCUGUUUCAUAGUCAGUAACUUUGUUUUCUUUUGGUGAUUUCCUAUAUCUGUACACACACACACACGCACACACACACACACACACACAGAAUCCAGCUCAUGAUGUUGGUUUGCUGCUUUCAGCUGUUUCUACAACUAAAAAGCAUUUUCUUGUUUUUUUUUUUAUUUUUUUAAUAGCAACUAAAAUUCCUACUUUACUCUUGAAUUUUAUUUGGACAAAACCGUAAAAUGAAAAACAAAAUAUCUUUUUUAAUUUACAAGACAUCAAGCCAGGAAUAACAGCAUCAGUAUUCUCUGUCUGUUUUCAUGUUAAUUGUAAUUGGACCUGGAUAGCCACAUUAUAAUAGGGUUGGUGCUGUUAAAGUAUAGUAAUUGUUGAUAAUGAAAAAUUGUCCUUAAACAAGGAGGAUGAGGUAUUUGGAUUUUUUUAUUCUUCAUAUAUGCCACAUCGACUACCCAAAGAAAUUGCAAAUCCAGGUUAACAUAUUUUACUGUAGGUAGUGAGUAUAAAACCAAUAAAUGCUUUUAUCACAGUAUAAAUAGUAAAUAGAUUAUAAAAAUCAUUUAAAUAACAAUAUUUCCACCUACAUUUUAAAAUUCUUUACCAUGACCCCCUGGAUAGACCUUAGUAACAGUGUUUCAUUGAUCUGGUUCCAGUUUAUUUUGUUGUAUUGAAAUUCUGUACCACAAAUAUUCUCCCUGGUUCCUGUCUAUUAGAUAAUUUUUGAAGUAGAGGAGAAUGAUCUGAGAUAAAGACGGGGAAGAGUCAUUCCCAGCUGUAACAGGGAUUUCAAAAUUAUUUUAUCUUAACAUAAGUAAUGAUUACUCUUUAAAUUUCUUGAUUUUCUUUCCCUCUUUGUGCACUCUUAUUACAAAUAAAAAUAUUUAAGUUACUUUCAUCAGUAACAAGAAGGAUAAACACUUGUGCACUAAAAGCUAACAGGGUGAAGCUACACAAUAUUUUAUACUUAAUUCUUACACACAAUUCAGUGCUUGACUUCCUGUUUGCUAAUAUACCAAGACAGAUACUUCCAAAGAUGAAGAACCUUUGUAAUUACACAAUCUUUAUCCUCCUAUUACUUCCAUAAAGAUUAUGAUCCCAUUUCUCAGGUGUGUUGAGAAACAUGGCUGAUAACCACUCAAUUAAGGAAAGUCAUUCCAAGUCCAAUAGACUGGAAAUUGUAUUUCCAAUAAUAUAUUAAUAACAAAUUUUACUGUAAUAAAAACAACUUGGAAACCGUAGAGAGGCUACCUAUAUGGGGAUUUUGAAACUGUGAUUUGAGUUAACCUAUAAUUUGCCUUAUAUCAAAUAAUAUAAAUUGUGUAGCAACUGAUUCCAGUUCGUAACAGAUCCCUAGUAAAAGAUUUGAUUCAGCACAAUUAAUCUUCAUCUGUCACAUCCCGAAUAGAAUCAGUGUUUUUGAACAUAUGUUUUUGAAAUUUAUUUGUGCAAUAUAUUACUAAAUUAGUUAAUAUUUUAUUUUACUUUUGAAAUUCAGAAAAUGAAAACCUAUAUUCAUGGAAAAGCUAACUAUUGGUAAGCCACCUCCUUUUUUCCACCUUUGAGCCUUUUUGUCCCCCUUAUAGCCAGCAUGAUGUCUCUUAAUUUAGAAUCCUUUGUAUCUAGUAAAGUUCAGUGUGUAUGUGUGUGUAUAUAUGUGUGUGUGUGUGUAUAUAUACACACACACUUUUUUUUUUUUCUUUUGCUGCUUUCUAAGGCUUUACACAAAGGGUUUAUGCUGGAGGGUCAGUUGAGUAUAUGUUAGCACGAAUUCAAAACUUUAGAAGUGUUGAGGGAAUGUAUGUAUCUUGGUAAAGCAGGAGGCCUUUCUCAGCAAUUUAAGCAACAGAUUGACUACUUCACAAAGCUGUAGAGACUAUCAUCUUAAAUAGUGCAGUAAUUUAGCAACCCUUUGUGGAAACCAUAGCAUUUAAUUAUGAAAUUUUGAGGCUUUCUGGUUUGCAUAUAUUUUAUGGUUUUUUGUUAGUUCGAAAUGUGUAAGCUUUGAUUAAAACGAAGUUUACUUCAGUGUUAAUGAUGUCAAAAUAUUUAUUGAAAGGCAAAGUCGAGUAUUUUAAUGUUACACCUGCCAUUUUUUUCUUACAGCACAUUCUUUGCAUCUAACUGCCAGUGCCAUUGCCAAACCUUUGUUUUUAAAUUGUAUAUUUCUUAUUAAACUAAGUGCUUAAUUUUUAAAGUAUUAUGUUGCCAUCAUAUAGUGUAUAAAAUGUAUAAUUGCCAAUUCAUUGUAACUGUUAUUUAUUUUUGAAUGGAAGUGUAAGAAUGCUUUCUAACUCAAGAUAUUUGAGUCAUUAAAAUGUUUCCUUAUCCUCCUUUCUGAUGUAGCAUAAAAAUUGUCCUGAAUUUGAUUUGUAACUGCCAGUAGAUGACUCCCAGUCAUGAGGGAACCACUUAUCAGUUGCCGGUCUUUUGCUCAUAUUAAAAGCAACUUACAAAUGUUUAGGUUUUGUAUCUAAUCUCUGAUUAUUAAAAUGUUUAUACAAUUUAUUUUUACCAAAGAGAUGCAAUUCAUUAUGAUAAAAUAUUGCAGAAUAAACUUUGUUUUAUAA